This is a messenger RNA of Amphimedon queenslandica, 4772 nucleotides long. Its product is annotated as deleted in malignant brain tumors 1 protein-like. Gene Ontology annotation, cellular component: membrane. The transcript has 23 exons. The coding region runs from base 1 to 4626 and encodes 1541 amino acids. The record is from RefSeq and is a predicted model, not a curated record. Lineage: Eukaryota; Metazoa; Porifera; Demospongiae; Haplosclerida; Niphatidae.
AUGCGGGACCACCCAAAAUUUUGUUUUCUUCAUCUCUUUCCGUUGGUGUGUGUUGCUGCAUGUAAAGCAAUGGGGAGGAUCAGUCUAUUGUUGCUUCUAUCUGUCUUUAUUGUGACCAGCAAAUCUCAGUCUUGUACUGAGAAUGACCUGAGAUUAGUUUGGGGUAGUGGCCCAUGGGAAGGGAACCUGCAGAUUUGCAUUAACGGUAACUGGGGCUGGGUCUGCGACAAUAGCUUUGGAACUGUUGAUGCUCAAGUUGCCUGCAGACAGCUUGGAUUCCAAACAACAGGAGCUGCAUAUCGCAUGUGGUCUUAUUAUGGUCUGGGUAAUAUAUCAACUCCCCUUUUGCUUGAUGGGCUCAACUGUGCUGGUAAUGAAAACAGGAUUAUUGACUGUCCAAGACCGUAUCCAGUUGGGGUCGUUAGCUGUUUGUAUAAUGAGAUAAUUGGGAUUGUCUGUCCAAGCGGUGGUGGUUGUACUGGUAAUCAGAUCAGAAGGAUAAGGAACAACAAUGGUGUACCUUUUAGAGGCAACGGUCGUGUUGAGAUGUGUUACAACGGUCAAUGGGGAAGAGUUUGUGAUGAUUCCUGGGGCAGUAAUGACGUUAAAGUUGCCUGCUAUGAGUUGGGCUUCACCAAACAAAGAGUUGCUACUUAUUGUUGUUCAAGGUACUUUGGUCAAGGAUAUGGUCCGUAUGUUUAUGAUGAUGUUGCUUGUUCAUCUGCUGAGACUUCACUGAUAUCCUGCAAUUCAAGAGCAUUGGGAUCAACUAACUGUGCUGGUAGCAAUGACGCUGGAAUCGGAUGCUCUGGUACUAUAACUUCUUCUUGUACUAAUGGUGAUGUAAAACUAUGGCGUCCUAGUGAUGGUCCAGAGUAUUUUGGACUAGCUCUGUAUUGUAAGAACAGCAAAUGGACUGGAGUCUGUGAUGAUAGCUUCACCUGCCACACUGCUAGACUUAUAUGUGAACAGUUGGGCUACCCUGGAGCUCUUUAUUAUAGAGGUGAAGGUUAUUGGGGAUAUUUCUACAGUACACUAGGGAACAAUGGUGUUGAUCAUUAUGCUUGGUCCUGUAGUGCUUCUCAUACCUCACUAUCUCAAUGUUCCUACUAUUAUCACUCCAGCUGUAAUGCUUAUCAUGACCAGUUUGGUAUUAUGUGUACCCCAAAAGAUCAAAAAUCAGAGUGCACCACUGGAACAGUUAGGCUAGUCAAUGGUACUAGUAGCAACAAUGGAAGAGUAGAGUAUUGCUUUGAUGGUGGUUGGGCUUCACUCUGUGGCCUAUCAGCUCCAGCUUCUACUGCAGUCUGUAGAACACUGGGAUUCAACACGAGCUUUGCUUCUAUCUAUAAUGAUGAAAGAUAUGGAAGGAAUAAUAACCCAAGUAGUCUCAGCUACUUAAGUUGCCCCACUUCAGCUACCCACUUGAACCAGUGUACUGCUAUACGUAAAGGUAACGGUGGUUGCUGGCGCAGUGUCUCAAGGUGUGGCAAGGAAUAUUCCGUCCAAUGUUACAAUAAUAUUGGUGAAUGUACUGAUGGCAGUUUUAGACUUGUGAAUGGAACAAUAGAGCAGGAAGGAAGAGUAGAGAUAUGUACUAAUGGCCUCUGGGGUGCUAUCUGUCAUGGAAGCUGGAACUCCAUUGAUGCUUUUGUAUUGUGUAGAUCACUAGGAUAUGGAGGAUCAGGUCCUACAACUUAUUGGACUUCAACCUUUGGUCUUGCCACUGGCCCAGCUCCAUGGAAGAACGUCCUAUGCUAUGGGUGGGAGAACACACUCUUUGACUGUCAGAAGACAAUAUAUCCUUAUGACAGUUGCCCUGUACAGAACACUGUGGGUGUAGCCUGCAAAGAUGGUUGUGCCAAUGGUCAAGUGAGACUGGUUGGUGGUAACUUUGAGAACGAAGGGACCAUACAAGUUUGUUAUAGUGGAAGAUGGGGACAGGUAUCUGAUCAGGGAUGGGACGCCAAUGGUGCUAGAGUAGUAUGUAAUCAACUAGGAUACACUGGAGGAAAUGCUGUCCCUACUACUGGUUCGUCUUAUGGUAAAUCCAACCUCACCAUACAUCUCAAGUUUGUUGCUUGUUCUGGAAAUGAGAUUAACAUUGACCUUUGCUCUAAGACAAAGCUCUCACUAAACAACGGCAAAAAGGAACUAGUCACUGCUCAAGUGGCUGGUGUAGACUGUAUUUAUGACGUGCCAACUGAUCCACCUUGCAUUGCUACUCCUCCUCUAUACAAUACACAAGGGAACCAGUGUGGAGCUGCUCAGAAUAGGACCGUUAGGAUAAAUCCUGACGAUUCACCUGGUAAUGGUCGCGUACAAUAUUGCUACAAUGGAUACUGGUCUCCAUUCUGUAACAUGGACCCUGUCACUGCUUCCAUUGCAUGCAAUGAUCUAGGCUAUACUGCAUACUCAUGGGGCUCUAUAAUUGAUAAUGGGAAUUAUGCUACAGCCAAUUUAAUGAACAUUAGUUUGUUUGACAGAGUUAGCUGCACUGGAUCAGAGUCAAGCAUAACCCAGUGUACCCUGGUGCCCAGUGACCCAUCCUGUACUCCGUACUGCAGUACCAACCUUGGGCUAAGAUGUUACGAUAAUACAAUACCUUCUAAUCAGUGCUCACCUGAAGGAUCACUGAGACUAGCUGAUGGUGUCAUUGAUAAUGAGGGAAGAGUAGAAGUGUGUGUUAAUGGAGUAUGGGGAGCUGUCUGUGAUCAAGGAUUUGAUAAAACUGAUGCUUACGUUGUAUGCAAACAACUGGGCCACCCUGAACUAGAGCCCUAUGUCUUCACAAACUCUACAUUUGGUGCUGGUCAGUUCCCAAUAGUCUAUUCUAAUCUUGGUUGUGGUGGAUAUGAGAAUUCCCUUGCUGCCUGUCAGAAACAGACCUACCCCAACACUACCUGCUCCCGUAACAAUGUAGCUGGAGUACUCUGUGGAUAUGAUUGUACUGAUGGUGAUAUUAGGCUUGUUGGUAGUCAGUGGAAUUAUGAAGGGACUGUUGAGAUAUGCUUUGAUAACCUCUGGGGCCUGAUAUCUGACUCAGUCUGGACACUGUCAACUGCUCAAGUUAUCUGUCAGCAACUGGGGUAUCAAGCUGAAGGGACUCUUGCUGUAAGAGGUUCACAGUAUGGAAAACCAAAUAACCUCACGAUACACUUCAGGAAUGUUUCCUGCAAUGGAGAUGAGGCUACAUUCAGUGAUUGCUCUUAUUCAACACUUUCACUGGCUCAAGGGAAAGCACUCCUUGCUACUGAUGAUGUUGCUGGAGUCAAGUGCUACACUCCUGAUCAGUGUGUCCCUCCUCCUGCUGCUACUGGUGGUGAGUGCACUAAUGGAGCAUUGAGACAAAGAGGAGGUCAAGGUGGUAUCCCUGAAGGCAAUCUAGAGUAUUGCUACAGAGGGUACUGGUCACCAUUCUGCUACCUUGGGACCACAGAGGCUACUGUUGCCUGUAGACAGUUGGGAUAUUCCAGCUAUGACUUGACUGUUAUAUUUAGUGAUGGUCGAUUUGGAAGUAUUUCAAACACCAGUUUAUUCCAGAACAUCACUUGUGAGGCUAACCCAAAUGCUGGUUUGCUCAGUGACUGUCAGGUCAUUGAUACUUGUCAAUCAACUUGUCCUAAUGCCAUUGGAUUAAGAUGCUAUGAGUCUGGUAAUUGUAUGGAAGGAAGUGUCCGUUUGGUUAAUGGCAGCUUUACAACUGAAGGAAGAGUUGAGGUUUGCAGUAAUGGCAUUUGGGGAACCAUAUGUGCUAAUAAAUUUACUGCAAUUGAUGCAUACGUGAUCUGUAAAGAACUGGGCUAUGGUCUGCUUGAGCCAACUGUGUAUAAUAAUUCUUAUUAUGGUGAUGGAGAUGGAUCCAUUGUUAUAUCAGAGCUUGACUGUAAAGGAUAUGAGCCUACAGUACUGGACUGUGCUAAGAAAGACUAUGGAUCAUUUACAUGUUCUCGUGAUAAUGUCAUAGGAAUAGUCUGCCAAGAAAAUUGUCAAGAUGGUGAUAUUCAGUUGUCUGGUGGAACUACAAACACUCAAGGAACUGUACAAUAUUGCUAUUACAACACCUGGGGACUUAUAUCUGAUAAUUCAUGGACUGACAAUGCAGCAAGAGUUGUAUGUUCUCAAUUGGGACACACAGGUGGCACGGCUGUCAGAGGUUCUGCUUAUGGGAAGCCAAACAGGACCAUUGUGCUAAGCUCAGUUGAUUGUGGAGGGACUGAAAACUCACUGCAAGAUUGUCAAUCCAGCAUAUUGAGUCCUGAUGAUGGACGCUCGCUGUAUCCUCAUGUUGCAGUAGCUGGUGUCAUGUGUGUAGAUUCUACUCCUGCUCCUACUAGUGGCACUUCUGAAGUUGUGUCUACCAAUAGUGCAGCAGUCGGACUAGCUAUUGUAAUGAUAUUCCUAAUCCUUAUUAUACUGAUUACCAUUGGUAUGAUUCUUUAUGUUUUCUUCAUGCGUCAGAAAGUGAUCCGGACAAAUGCUGUUCUUAAUGAGCCAAGAGUGAAGAUGUCUGGGUUGGGCGAUACAGGAGUUAACAAUCCAAUGGUGGGGCUGGAGGAAGAGGGACUGGAGGAUUUCAACACUGCUGAUCAAGAUGAACUAGUUGAUAGAUUAAAUAAAAUGUAAUACAUGAAAGACUUUGCUGCUCUUUUGUUCACAUACAUGCAUAUACAUUCAAAGCUGUUUUUGUCAUUGUUUACUGCUUUUAUAUAUACUUAAUAUUUUAUGUUCCUUUUACAUUGAAGACUUUCUUAUUAUAGUCUGCACUUAAA